GACCGGCCGUGCGGAGCGGGUCGAGGGCGACGUCUCUCCAGCUGUCGUUUAACUGGACUUGUCCGAGAACUGUACCGGAAACUCUGCUCGCGUGCACCCGGCGGGAACGGAGUCGCUGAGGGACUCGUUCUGAGGCGGGAAAAAACGGAAUUACUGCUCAGAAAGGCUCAUUUUCCAAGUUGGAUUCUUUAUUUAAGGACAGUCUUUCCCCUCAAACGCGAAGACCAUCGUAGUGGACAAAAAUAGGCGUUUUUAACGACACACACUGGUGUCAAAAUCAUUCACGUUCUGCACUUAAAGGUUUGGCACUCCUAAGGCGGGAAUUCAACCGAAACGAGAGCCCAUCAUCCGAUCUCACGCAUCGGAUUCCGUCGCCACCGAGUGAAUAAAUAAAUAAAUAAAGUCUGACUGACUGGACAUACAGGCGAGCUGACGCGUCCCACGUUUGACAGCUUUUUGAAAGCGUCUCAGUUUACCUCACCUCAAGCAAGAGGAGGAAGAAUUGGAUGAGGAGGAAGAGGGGUAAACCCACGCCAGCGUGAUCCCUUCAGUCAUCAAUGGGAAAUACCGGAGCACACGCGACUAGGGCGAACGUCGCCGCGCUCUCACCGUGAGAGAGUUUUAAAAGAACGCGCGUUGAGCAGUAAAAAGAGCACUGUUAAGUUGAACAUACUCGUCAAUCAGGAGAAGAACCGUGUGGAGAAUUUAUCGUUCAUGUGGCACAUGAAUGAGAAAACAAAACGCGUCACCGAGCUUCCGAACGCUUGUUGAGAAUGUGGGAAUGUUUAAUUACUGUCGAAGCUGAAGAUGACGGAAGCUUCGUGAGAAAGAUACCGAGCGCGUUUUUGUGAGAGGGGGUGAAGUUUAUUCGACAUGCCCGAGAAUGUCUCCCUCAUCAGGAACCGGACGGAAGUCGGGCAGGGUCGCGCUUGGGGUAGCGGAGCAGGCGCGCGUCCAGCAUGGGUCGUCAUGGUGCUGGCCAGUGUGCUGAUCUUCACAAGCGUGGUGGAUGUGCUCGGUAACGUGCUGGUGAUCAUCUCGGUGCUCAGAAAUAGAAAACUGAGAAACGCGGGUAAUGCGUUUGUAGUGAGCCUGGCUUUCGCCGAUCUCCUGGUGGUUUGCUAUCCGUACCCUCUGGUCUUGCACGCCAUGCUGCAUGCGGGCUGGUUGCCUGGGGAGAUGGAGUGUAAGGUCAGCGGCUUCCUGAUGGGAGCGAGCGUCAUCGGCUCCAUCUUCAACAUCACCGCCAUCGCCAUCAACCGCUACUGUUUCAUCUGCCAGGCCAACACCUAUGAGAAAAUCUACGGCCGUACCGGAACCCUGGUGCUGCUGACAUUAGUCUGGGUGCUCACCGCCAUCGCCAUUCUUCCGAACCUGGCGCUGGGGUCGUUGACGUACGACCCUCGCGUUUACUCAUGCACAUUUAGUCAAACGACAAGCGCUGGCUACACCAUCGCAGUGGUGACCGUGCAUUUCCUGCUUCCUAUCGCAGUAGUUACGUUCUGCUAUCUGAGGAUUUGGGUGCUGGUGCUCCGCGUGAGGAGGCGGGUCACAACCGACGUCAGGCCACGCCUCCGCCCGAGCGAGCUGCGCCACUUCCUGACCAUGUUCGUCGUCUUUGUGCUGUUCGCCGUCUGCUGGGCGCCGCUGAAUCUGAUUGGCCUGGCUGUAGCGGUGGACCCGCCCCGUGUGGCGCCCAUGGUCCCUGAUUGGCUGUUUGUGGUGAGUUAUUUCAUGGCAUAUUUCAACUCCUGUCUGAACGCAGUAGUGUACGGACUGCUCAAUCAGAACUUCCGCAGAGAAUAUCGAAGAAUACUUCUGUCCCUUUGUAAGCCACGCCUCUUCCUGCAGGAGACGUCAAGGGGCGGGACUGAGCGCAGCAACAAACAGUCACCUGCCAACAACAAUAACGACGAUCAGCCCAAAGCGAACACAAUAUAACAUACCCACUAUACAUGUAACUCUUUACGAAUAUCAAAGAGAGAAUGCUGCAAAACAGUUUUAAAAUGCAUCCACUGUUUUUAUGAUACCACCCUCUGAAAAAAAAAAAACAAUACCUCAUUUGUUGGAAACCAUACAGCUUAAAAAAAUUAAUUACAUCUCACAAAAAUUAAUUACAUCUCACAAGUAAUACAAUCACAUUCAAUGAAUGCAUGCUAAUGAUUGAGUGCAAUAAGUCAUUACCAGACAAAAGGUGCAAGCUUGAGGAAGACAAAGACUGCAGAACAUCUUCAAACAUGCGCCCCUAGAAAAUAACUUAUUUUUCUCACUGUUAGCUGGAGGCUGUUUCCUCCAACCGUCCAUAAAUUCACACCUAACAGAUUUCUCACAAGAAGGCGGCACCCAGAGGACUCGCACAGUUUUACAAGUGCUUCCUUAAUGAUAUAACAACAUUAAAGAAACGCUCCCCAAUUGCUCGCACAUUGACCGCUCAGCACCUUGACAUACGUUUUCCCAGCGCUCCAAUAGCGUUAGCACUUUUGGCACUGUAAGUACACUAGAGCCUCCCCUUGUGCUAUGCAACCAAUUAAUUUUAAGCUCAACGGAGAAAGUGUAAAACUAGGGCUCCCUUAGGUUUGCAGCAGAGGUUAUCCAAACGUUCCCCAAAACACUGCAGCAACGUUCGUGUAAAACUUCCCCUAUUGCUAUGCAAACUCAACUUGAGCAACUCCCACAGCUGCAUUCAUGCGAACACUGUGGAAAUCUUCCUGUAACCUUCCCACAACAUUCCUCUACUAGGUCUGCGGAUGCAGUCCUAUGGGAAUAUGCCAAAAAGCUGCAAGAACAUGUUCUUAUAUUCUCCAUAGGUUUAAAAACAAAACAUCAUACAGUACGCUCCCUAUGUCUGUGCACCAGCGGAACGCAUCUGCACAUACUGCACGUUAUGGCAUACUUACAUUAAAACUUUCAAAAGUUUAGCAUUGAAUCCAUUAACAGGGUUCAAAUGAUCAACACAAUUUAAUAACAUAAAAAUAAUGAGCAUAGGGCUUCAUAUUGACUAUUUGUCAACAUUUUUAAUUUCUUAAUAGUCUGGUUUAAAUAAGACAAAAGUUAGAAUAAUCUUUGUUAAUAUACCUACUUUAAUUACUCUGCAUUACUCUGUCAUUAGACAUUUUAUACACUACCAGUCAAAGGUUUUUGAACAUUAAGAUUUUUUACCAAGCCUGCAUUGAUUUGGUCCAAAGUACGGCAAAACCACUAACAUCUAAAACAACUGUUUUCUAUUUGAAUAUAUUUUAAAAUGUAGUUUAUUCCUGUGAUUUCAAAGCUGAAUUUUUAGCAUCAUUACUCCAGUCACAUGAUCCUUCAGAAAUCAUUCUAAUUCUGAUUUGCAGUUUAAAAAACAUGUAUUAUUAUUAUUAUUAUUAUUAUUAUUAUUAUGUUGAAAAGAGUACAGUAGCAUUUUUUUCAGGGUUCUUUAAUAAAUAAAAAGCAUUUAUCUGAAAUAGAAAUCUUUUGUAACAUUAUAAAUGUCUUUAUCAUCACUUUUGAUCUAUCUAAAGCAUCCUUACUAAAUACAAUUAUUUGUAUUAUUUAUAUUUUAGUAUUAUUUGGAUCAAAUAAAUGCAGGCUUGGUAAGCAGAAGACAAUUCUUUAAAAAAAACAUUAAAACUCUUAACUUACUGUUCAAAAACUUUUGACUGUUACCAUGUGCCAGUCAAUCAAAGAUUAAAGAAGGACCUAAUUUGUUAUGAAAUACAUUAAAUAGCUUUGAUAAACUGUACAAACUGACAAAGCUGCGUAGUCUGAGGCAAGUUUCCAUCUCAGUCAUAUAAGUUACUAAAAUCACGUUUUUAUAGGCUAAAUGUUACACUAAGCACCUGAUAAUUUUAACAUGUUGCUUCACAAAUAAUGUAGGUUUUACUUUGCCUACCUAACAGUAGUCCGUCUGACUGUGAUGAAAAGCAGUGGGCGCAUGCCGUGGUAGAUUACCGUUUCACAAAGAAAAAAAAAUUGGGGUGUAAGUGUUACGUUUAAAUUUUAAAACGCGACUCUUUUCCAUGUCCCUGCGCUGUUUUUCGCGUAUUUAAAAGCAAAAACGCGUUCUUACACGGGCUCUUUCAAAUUCGUUCAGCUCGCCGCAGUUUUAAAGUCCUCCGACAUUUACAUAGCCAGCUGUUGAAAGUACCAAUUCCGACCGUCAAUCUGCAGGUUUAAAAUACCAAUCAUUGAUUGAAGAAUUAGAUGAGGACAUACCUAAACUGUUUAGCGAAAUAAAUAACUUUUGUCUAACUUUUUGUAGAGAAUUGAAUGUUAAAGUGAUUUAGAUUAGCUUUACUAACGCCUUACUAAUUUGUCCUCGUUUGUUCCUGACAUUCAUACAAGUUACUGAUUUUUGAUGCUUUUUCCUUCUCAUGUAAUUUAUUUUUAGAAAUUGAUCUCCACAACCUGUGCUCACCUCAGACAUCUUUUUAGGUACUUUUUCAUUAUUCUGGAAAGGAUUUUGCUACAACAGUGUUUUGUCUUUGAAGAUUACACUAGAGAUGUUUUCACUGUGUGUGUAUAUUGUGUGUACAGUAUGUGAACUUUUUAAGCCUCAAAAUUUUAAAACUAUAAUCUGCCAAAAAAAGAGAAAAACUGAUGGGUGAAUUCACAUUUUAGCAAAAAAAAAUCCCUCACUAUAAGCACCCAUAGUUCAGUUUAAUCACUCGUCUAGCACUCAGAAAUUGAUCAGAAAUUGCAUUGAGAAAAUUCCAUUCAGCACAGAUUUUUGAUCAUUACCUGAUUUGCGUAAUUCCUAUAGUGUCUCGGGUGCUAAAACAACGCAGAGAAUCCUAGACAUGGGAUGACAAUUCACAUUAAUCAGUGGAUCUUCCAGUACAGGAGAUUUAAGCCUCAAAUUUUCAGUAUUCAAAUUAUGAUUACCAGUAGCAGUAAUGUUUUAGAGAUUUAUUGUGAAGAGUUUUUGGCUCCUUUUCCAAGCGGGCUUCAAUUCUGAUCGCAGUGAGUAAUAAUGCUUUAUGAAAGGCAUCAAUGCACUAAAGUAUACUACAAUCUUUAAUUAUUGUACUUUAUAACCUGUUGAACCAUGAUGCACUUUGGCGGUCUGUAAUGCAAUUUUUAUUUUACGUGGUUAAAUGUAAAUUUAAUUUUGCGUCCCGUUCAAUUUGGAGAAAUGUUGGUGAAACCCAAACACCAUAUGGUCCGAGAGUGCUCAGGGUGUUAAAAAAAUACUCUUACCAAGAGUUCAAGUUUACCUGACUGCAUUUCAGGUUCUUAGUAACAAUGAUCUAUUUUAACUGUGAGUUCAUAUCAGACCAUGUGAGGUGGGGUUGUGACAUCUUUACCUGGAGUAUUACAAACACAAUAGGCUACAGUCGCCCUUGAGGGCGAUUCAAAAGCACAAUGAAGAUGUCAUGAGAAAGAGAGCGGCGUAUUUGUUCUGUUUACAGUUCCAGUGUUAUCUUAGUAAUGGAGUUUGUCGCAGGACAGUGAAUGACUCCAUGUGUCUCUAUGCAUUUAAAACACGUCACGCCAUCAGUCACCGAUAUCUUAGUAUUCCAACCGAGCGCGUGAGCGCUCACAUAUCGUACUGUUUAUAUGGGUAUUCCUUCUUUUGAUUCUGAGUAUUUUAUAUCAGUUUCCCUCAUGGGUAACCUGAUCUUAGUAUUUACAAUGAGAGUAGACUAAUCUUAGUAACUUCAACGAGUAUCUCGCACUUCUUACUGCGGCGAGAUCACAUGCUCAUUUCUUAGUACCUUUGAUGAAUAAUCUCUGUAUUUAUGACAAAUGCUCGUUUAGUAAUCUCUUUGUCUUGGUAAACCUGAUGAGUGCUGGCAUCUUUGUAUCUGCAGUUAGUAUUCUUGUCUUGGAUUUUUGAUGAGUACUACUUAAAAAUCGAAGAAAAGCUUUUAUCCAGCACCUGUAAAGCGAUAUUCGCAUUGGUGGAAUAAUUACGAUGUGCUUUGCUGAGAACGAAGAAAUAUAUUUAUUAUUGUAUGUAUGUGUUAUUUUUAUGAAUUAUUUUUAAAAUAGUUUUGGUUGUUAUUGCUACCUUCUGUACUUUGAUACCAUUUCCCAGUCUGUGAGCGUCCAUUUUGAUCUACAGUAUUCACUGUAAUUGUACUGUAUUUGGCAAAUUUAAUUUUUUUAUAUGGUACAAAGACUGAGUACUUAUCUUUGUUUCCACAAGUACUAAACUGAGUUUACUUAAAUGGUUUAUGCAAAAUGAUUAUCUCGUUUAUUUCCAAUUUUAUUUAAAUGUGAAUCCCCAGAAGAAGAAAAAAACACUGUGCAGAUUGUGUUACCUCAAGUUAAGGAACUAAACUAGUUGAAAUCAAUAAAUGAAUAAACCCUUGAAGUAAUCUCAACCAACAGGUGCAUCUUAUCAGUGUGUCUUAGUAAUCGGGUAAGUUCUCUCAUCUUAGUAAUGCUGCUGUAGUGGUGAAUAUGAACUGAUGUACUACAUUUGUAAAACUUAACUUAGUAAAUCAAAGCAUUAAUCGGGUUAAACUGUUACAGCCCCAAACACUUGUGAUAUUUCAUACUGCAAAAUGAAUGUGCAUGAACGUUGAUUGUUUUAUUUGAAUCUUUCGAAUUUGUGCGCUUAAGGAACAAGACGGUGAUUACUUUUGGACAAAUCACGGCAUGAGUGAUAAACUGCUAAGAAAAAAAAAAUGGACUGAUGGGGGGAAAAAAGGGCCAAGAGGCUUUAAAAAUAAUGUGACAUGGUCCAAAAUGAAACCAUGAUGAC
Molecule: messenger RNA, 6694 nt
Organism: Labeo rohita (rohu)
Lineage: Eukaryota; Metazoa; Chordata; Actinopteri; Cypriniformes; Cyprinidae
Gene: mtnr1ba
Product: melatonin receptor type 1Ba
Exons: 2
Coding region: 874-1941 (355 amino acids)
Biological process (GO): G protein-coupled receptor signaling pathway
Cellular component (GO): membrane
Molecular function (GO): melatonin receptor activity
Source: RefSeq, a predicted model, not a curated record